CAGGGGCGCAUCUUUUGCUGAUGUUCACCCCUCCAACAGGUCACUUUUCAAUAAUGAGUGUUUCGUGGAAUGGGUGUUUCAACGCACUGCGCACUCCAUGGACACUGAGGCGCGGCACCUGAGCACCAGGUUAUUACUUGCGCAGGAGCGGCGGCAGUUCUGGCUUCUAAACGUGAAGCCACGGCGUAGACAACAGUCGAUGUGGUAGUGUUGACUGUUGGCCCAACACGAGCUACAUGUAAGUGCUAGGCGUAGGAACAGCAGCAUGCCUCUGUGCCAGGAGGACGUGGAGCGCUCUCUACGAAUACUCUACGAGGUACGAGACCUGCAUAGCAGUUCUAGUAGCAAUGACGAGGAGAAGCUGGCCAUAGAGGAGGCCAUCGCGGUGCUCGAGGCACAUCACACCAGCGGCGCCUUGCCCAAAAGCCCCGAACCGGUCAAUGAGAAUGGCCACGCUCAGGAAUUCUGGACGCAAUAUGACUCGAUACGGCGAUCACCGGUGGUUCACGAGGGGCAGCGUAUCAACGUCGUUGAGUUCGACAACGUACCCAAGGAGGACGGCCUGGGCGUGCGGCUGGACUAUGGCGAAGUGGACAGUGCUGGAGCGGCCGGCGAUGGCAGAUCUGCCAGUCCGAAUGGCUUGCUGCACGAUCGUCCCAUUGUGAUCGCGUCUGUAGACGAGGGUAGCGUGGCGAGUGUGGAUGGGCGACUGAGACCCGGGGACCAGGUACUGGAGGUGAACAGGCAUACACUGCUCCGGACAACGCUGGACAGAGCAAGGUGGCUGCUGGACAGUGCAGUUAGGCAAGGUCGUGUUCUUCUCGCCAUCGCCGAGAAGCCCGGAGCAGUGGAGCACAGACGUGGCGGCGAACCAACGCUGACAUCCUACAACAGGAGAGGUUCGCUGAUCAGUGAUCUGAUCAUCCACAGUGAGAUUUCAGAGAGCCUGUCGAUAUCGGAGGGCAUUGACGAGGAAGGAGAAGCUGACCAGCAGCAGCACGACGACGACCAUCGGCGUCAUUCUCGGCAAGACUCGGCGGACAUGUCGCGGCGGCAGAUCUCCAAGAAGGAGGCGCGAUUGAUGCGCGAGAGGAGCAUGACCUUGCCCACACCUACACGCGCCGAGCAGCGACGAUUCAAACAUUCCGGCGGCUUCAAGAAACGUGACGUACGGUUACUUCACAUGGUGAACUCGGUGACCAGUGGCCUUGGUGUGGAGAUAACAGGCGGCAAAGGAUCAUCGUUUGGUGAUACCGGUAUCUAUGUGUCGCAUGUACGCCAUGGCGGUAUGGCUGACCGAAUGGGCAAGUUGCGACGCGGCGAUGAGAUUCUGAUGGUGAACGGCCGUAGUAUGAUUGGCAUGAGUCACGCCGAGGCACAGCACUACCUUCACGACCUGCCACCCGGCCCCAUACAGGUCGUUGUGGCGCAAGUACCCGAAGCAUGGCAGGACACCGGUCCAAACUUGUUCCUCUCUCCAGAGCACAGCAACGGUCGGCCGUUCGCCACCAACGGAGAGCUAAGCCCGUCUUCACAGACGCAGAGUCCGCACCGUAUACAGCCUGUUGCGCGAACAGCCAGCGCUCUGGUGGAUCAACGGCGGCUAAAGUCUCCGAUGAAGAACUCCAUAUCGCGUAGUCAGAGCCUCGGGUCUACGUCCAGUGACGAAAUUGGCCAAGUUCAGGGUCCUAAACGAAUAUCAAGCACUGAUCUUGGUGAGAUUGGUUCGAGGAAGGAACGAAGUUCCCUCACCUCCCUGAGCCUGCGCGGCCGUACAAAGUCAUUUGAGCAUGUGGCCAAGAGUCGAGUACAUCCGAUGGGUGCAGAAGAAGCUAUCCUGGCCGCGAGCAGAAGUUCCCAGUCGAAUACAAAUCUUACAGAAGGAGAAGAAGCCGACUCAGCCUUGGGUGACCUGUCGCGACUGACGCGUGUCCUGUCUGCUCCCAACGUCGCAACCGAGAACUCGCCGAACGAGCCGAAUCUCCGGCAAGAAGUCUUGACAAAGGACCGCAAUGCAGUGAACAACGCGCAGAGUUUGACGCAACUUGUCUCGUUUCCCAACACUGAGUUGGUACCGAUCACACCAUGGGCACGCUUUACCAAGCCUGGCAGUGUACGCAAGGUAGCCAAGAAACAGGAGGAAACAAUAGUGCUGGUGAAGGACGGCCGAGGUCUGGGAUUCACGAUCGUGGGUGGACGUGGCACACAGCGCGGCGACCUGCCGAUCUACGUCAAAACCAUCACGGUCGAGGGAACCGCGGCAGAGGACGGUAGACUGCUAGUGGGCGAUGAGAUCUUGGCCAUCAACGGACAGUCACUGGACGGCGCUACACAGGCAGAGGCAAAGCAAAUAUUCAAGAAUGUGAAACGUGGAAUUGUGACACUGGAAGUGAGACAUCGGCAGCGCAACACGCACCGCGAGAUUUUAAUCACUCUCAACAAAGAACCUGGCAUAGGUCUUGGUUUCAGCAUAGCUGGUGUGUCCAGUUGCAAAGACAAGUAUGACAUCUACAUCCAGUUCUUGCAGGAAGACACUGCGGCUGCUAAUGAUGGGCAGGCAAUUCGAGGAGAUCAGAUAGUCUCAGUGAAUGGCCAUUCCCUGGAGUCAGUCACACUCGAUGAAGCCCAUGCCUCUUUCAGGAACCUUGAACCCGGACCAAUUGAUAUCCUCCUGCGCCGGCGCACAGAAGGCAAAGUGGGUGACGCGGACAAGCAGAAGAAGCAGUCUUUCUCCGCUGCGGCUGGCCAGCGCACGAACAGUUUCCACGAGAGUGCACGGCGCCUGGAGAAGGCCAAAGUAGCGAGUGCGGCGGCGGCGACAACUAUGACGUCAUCACCUAUGACGUCAUCACCUGUGCCCCAGAGCAAUGGCCAUACCGAUAACAGCGCGCUGACCGCGGAGAGUUUCUUUGCUCGCCGCCCGUCCGGCGAGAUCGAACCAUUCCUGGCCGGUACCGGACUGCAGGCUCCAUCGCGACGCAGUCUCAGUCCAGAGGGACUUUCCCCAGGUCUUGGCAGAGGCACAUUGGGCGAGGGUGCUGAUGUAAUUGCUUCGAGUCAACCCACUGUUGCUGUUUCGCCACCAGACUCUUUGUCGCCCACAGCGGAACCUCACGCCGCAGGGGUAGCGGGUAGCCAGCCAGCGGUGGAACAGAAAGACUUGCCCGAGCAGCACUUGAAGCAGUCAUCCAGCCUAAUGGCGUCCCUGUCCGACUAUUUCAACCAAUCGAUCUCCUCCCGUGAAAACUCACCCGCCGUCUCGCGGCACAGCUCAAACGUCGAGAAAGCCGAAGCACCCAAGCCGGCGUCCCCGCUGAUAGUGGAGCGUCCCACGAGCAUGCACACUCAGCUGGAAGAGGUCACUCUGAGCAAGGUGGGCAGCACGGUGGGCCUGGGGAUGACCAUAAUGGGCGGCGCGGACUCCGCCGUCGGGCACAUCAUGGUCUCGGACGUACACCGCGCUGGCCCGGCGCACACGGCCGGCAUCGACAUCAGCGACCAGAUCGUGGAGGUCAACGGUCUCACUCUUGCCGGCAUGAGCAAUGCCGCUGUCAUCGACUUGCUGCGCGAAACACGCUCCACCGUGCGAUUGCUUGUCGCCAAGGCCGUGCCCAAGACACCAACGUCCAAGCCGACCAGUCCCGGUGGCGAGCAAGAGAAGAAGGCAGGUCCUGCAUCGAGCCUGACUGCCACACCAAAAAGACCGCCAUCAGUGUCCCAGCAGAGGCUGUCGGAGCUGAUGCACGAAACCGACGGUGGUGCAAAGUCGGACAGUGAGCCAGCGACAUCACCACCUCCACCGCUGCCCGAGGUGUCUCCGCCGGCCUCGAUCCCAGGCAGUCGUGUAUCCAGCAUGAUAGCGUCCAGCCAGCAGUCUUCACCGAACACGGGCCGCGUCAUCCAUCGCCGUUCCCUCUCCAGCAUCACGGCCGCCGGCCUCAGCAAAGAGCAGAAGCAGAGCGAAUCCGACGAGUCCGAUGAGAAUGACGUUUCCAUAGUUCCCAUGGCGGCCCGUCACUCGCGCAAACGCACACGCACCACGCGUACCACACGCUCUGGUUUCUCCGGUGGUGGCGGCGGAGAUCACCAUGACAGCAAUGACUCGGUACGGAGCAUGUCGAAGCAGUCGACGGUUGCCACACCAACCAAAGUGGAGGAGUUGCCGUCGCGUAUCCUGGCAUCGUCACCGCCACCCAUCCUGCCCGCAUCGUAUUCCGCGGCCGGUAGUCUGGCCAGCAGUCCGCUCAGCGAAAUGAUUCUAUCCAAUGAGAGCUUGGCAACGCCCAGCAGGAAAGCAAGUGUGGACGACGCACCUGGUGUUGCUGCGUCCACCACCAUGUCUUUGCACAGGGGCAGCAAGCCGUCGCCGAAACUGACCAAGAAAUCACCCAGCUUGUCGGCAAAGGGAUCACCGCGUCACUCCGCCAAGACUUCGUCCCGGUCGACACCGCCUGUGAUAAAGUCUUCCACUCCUCCGCUCGUGCAGCCAUACCAUCGAUCAUCAACACCGACGACACCAAAGAAAACACCAGAGGCACAACGAAAGUCUUCGUUCACCUCUCACCUGGCCUCCGGCAAAGGUGACUCGCCGAAAACACCGCGAAAGUCAUCACUCUCCCGCAUGAAGUCAUCCCCGCUGCCUUCACGGGGAAGUCCCAAAAAGAGCUCGCCCAGUCCAGAGAUGAUGUCAUACACCCAGAUCAAUGAGUCAUCAGCGCAGGGCAGCAUCACCAUUGGCAAGCGCUCGGAGACUGGUCUGUUUGAGUUGCAGCUGAGGAAGUCCAUCGCCGGCCUUGGGAUCAGUACACAGAGAGGACAGGAUGGUGCAGUGCUGGUCAAGGCGGCACCCACUGGCAAGGGUGCUGAACUAAGAUCGGGUGAUCAGCUUGUGAAGGUCAAUGGGCAGGAUGUAUCCGGUAUGAGCAGUGCUGAAGCAGAUUCCCUGCUUAAGAGCCUGCCACGCGGCAAGGUUACCUUACUCGUGCGACCGGCCACGCUUGUCACUGCCAAGCCAGUGGAGAAUGGCAAAGUGGCAUCCCCAUCCAAUGACGAUCAUCUACUGGGUACUUCGCAGUCCUCUUCGGGACUCGGAACCAGUGUAUCCACACUUGAGUCAUCAUCUUUUGACUCGCGCAAGCUGCCCCCGCACUCCAGCCCACCAGACAUGCGGAAAGUACCGUCGUCAGUGGCUGAUGAUGCCAAGCCCACGUCGGUUAUACAGCGGGAUCCAGAAGAGGGGGUCAUCAAUAUCGAGCUGAAUCGUCUGCCGAACGAGCCCCUGGGAAUCGUGCUCGAGGGCGGCAUAGACACUUCGCUACAGUACGUCUUCGUCCAAGCAAUUGAACCGAAUUCCUGCGCCGCUCGCAAUGGCAGACUGCGCGCUAACGACCAGCUAAUCAUGCUGGGUGAUGAUUGCUUGGUUGGCAUGGACAGCACCAUGGCAACACAGGCCAUUGCAACAGCCAAGACGAAAACAAAGAUUGAACUGGUUGUGUCUCGUAAGAAGGCUGAAGAGAAGCCCAAACAGCCCGAGCAGCCCAAACAGCCCGAACAACCCAAACGGCCCGUCCAAGCCGACAAUAAACCAGCAUCAACACCCUCAGCCAGCCCGGUGAAGCCCAAGACAUCGCGGCCGUCAGUGAAACCAGCGUCGCACAGCACACGCCAGAGCACGGAGAGCAUUCCGCACGCCACGCCAGAGCCGGAUAAGCCCCCAGCGGAGGACGCUGGAAAACAGGGGGCAGCCCCAACAUUACUCCAGUCAGCUACUAGCAAUGCACCGCAACAGGCUACCAGCGUGAGCCAAGAGCCUGGCCGAAAUGAAGUGGAUGGAGAAGCAAACAAAGAAGCAGCAAAGAUCAUCACUCCGACACCUGCUCCUCGCAAAGCAGCACCAACGCCCCUGAAAACGGCCUCUAACCCGCCAAGGUCUGAUGCUGCUAUCGUAGAUGUAGCUGACGGGAACGAUGCAUCAACACUAACUGUGGCUAAUGAACACGAGUCUACACAAUCAGACAAAUCCAACGGGCGAGACAACGGGUCCGAAGAAACAGCAGCCACCAGAAAAGAAGAGGAUUCAAAAUCUGGAGACGUGGUCAAGUCAGCAACGACGACACAGCCAAGCUCUACAGCAACAUUUGAUUCAGCACCUGUCUCUACCUCUGCACCUGUCUCUCCCACUGCACCUGUCUCUCCCUCUGCACCUGUCUCUCCCACUGCACCUGUCUCUCCUACUGUACCCGCAGUGAAGAUAUCCGCUGACAAUGAGGCACAUCCAGCGACCACACCGGCUAAAGACGAACAGACACAAGAGCCGAAGAGAAAGGACGCCAAUGUACUAUCACCACCGACUGGCUCAACGCCGUCAAACCGAAGUCCACGACCGCUGAGUAGAGUAAAAGAGAGCAAGGAAGGAUCGACGACCCCGACAACGGUCCACGGAACGGAGAAGCUGACGGUGGUGCUGCGUAAGGAAGGUGGACCGCUUGGUCUGGCGUUGGUCGGCGGGGUGGAUACCGAUGUAGGACCUGUCAUGAUCAAGCGUAUCGUGGCGAACAGCGCCGCUGGACGGAGCAACAAGCUGCAGACUGGCGAUUGCUUGAUCAGCGUCAACGGCAAGCCCAUGGAGAGUGCCACGUAUGCCGAGGCACUGGAAACUCUCAAGUCCGCUCCCGACGAGGUCAUCCUGUCGGUGACCAGGCGUAAACAGGCAACCGCUGCACCGCUGAAAACACGCCGUGGAUCAACAAUGCGCCGCACCGUCAAGCGAGGGGAGUCAAGAAACUUCGACUCGCAGGCCACGCUGGACAACGAGCCGGGAUUCAACCCGCGUGGCAGCAGCGAGACCAUGGAAAAGUACGGUUCGGAUGAGGACUUUGACCGCAUGAGCCUGAGCAGCACAACGAGUGAGAGACGCAUGCGUCGCAAGGGUGGGCUGUCACCCGGUGGGUCGGCCAAUCCAGCAUUGUCUAUGACCAUGGCACGGCGCGCUGGCAUUCAGAUGUCGGACGUGAAGGCACUGGAACUUGUCAAGGGAAAUUCUGGUCUUGGUUUUAGUGUGGCGGGCGGCAAGGGAGCGGGCCAGAGCGGUGGUCCCAUUCAGGUGAAGACUGUCUUUGAUGGCGGACCAGCGGAGAGAAGCAAGGCCGUGCAUGCCGGCGAUCUGCUGAUCGAAGUCAACGGAAAAGACUUCACUAGCAUCACGCGUCGUGAGGCGGUCGACUUCCUCAAGGCGAUUCCGCCCGGCCCCGUACGCAUGCUACUGUGCGGCAAAGGAAAAUCCCAGUCGUAACAUCGGAGUGUUGUGUUGACGUCCAGGUGUUUUCCGAAUGGGCGCACACAGUCUGAACGUAAUGCUGUUCCCUGCUUUUCUUGAAUGCCCUUCUCACUAUUCCCGGCGUAUGCAGUUGCUAUGCUGUGCGUGUGUAGAUGCAGAUAGUGUUGCACACCGUCCGCUAGUCCGUCACUGUGUGAUGAAUUGAUGAUCACUGGUGCGAUGAUGGUGCUGUCACCAGAGUCCCCCAGAGACCCCUGAUGACGUCAUGGCAUGCAUUUACUGCACAUGUAGCAGUGCGCUCAAAUGUUGACAUGCCCACGAACAUCACCCUGGCCCUGUAGAAUUUUUAUGGCAUCUUUUUGACUUUUCAACUUUUUUUGGCAUUGCCAGUUGUGUGACUAAUCGAUUAUCCAGUGAUUGUCGGCAGAUAAUCUACCUGAGAUUCUUUACGAAUAAUUUCCACAAUCACAACACCAUGUACGGUCAUGGUGGAACAUGCCAUUCUCUAUUGAA
Sycon ciliatum is the source of this 7789-nucleotide messenger RNA. RefSeq names its product PDZ domain-containing protein 2-like. Bases 266 to 7291 code for a protein of 2341 amino acids. Gene Ontology annotation, molecular function: protein binding. The transcript is spliced from 24 exons. The record is from RefSeq and is a predicted model, not a curated record. Lineage: Eukaryota; Metazoa; Porifera; Calcarea; Leucosolenida; Sycettidae.